This is a messenger RNA of Babesia sp. Xinjiang, 918 nucleotides long. Its product is annotated as putative endonuclease. Lineage: Eukaryota; Apicomplexa; Aconoidasida; Piroplasmida; Babesiidae. Gene Ontology annotation, molecular function: 5'-flap endonuclease activity; 5'-3' exonuclease activity. The transcript is spliced from 5 exons. The record is from RefSeq and is a predicted model, not a curated record. Bases 1 to 918 code for a protein of 305 amino acids.
AUGGGCAUCAACGGACUUAUACAGUUUUUAUGUGCACGAUUUCCGGAUUCCAUUGUGGCCACGCCAACGCUCGAAGGCCUAGGAGGCACGCGCAUUUUUGUGGACUGCGCAAUAUUAUUACGACGAAACCUACACGCAGCAGCAACAGCAAUACUAUCAAGAAGACGGUUGGAAUACUCAAGAGCAUCAGAGGCCGAACGACAGUUCAUAGAUGUACGAUCAAUUAGGAACGAAAUAUGUAAUCAUGCAACAAAACCGUUACUUAGAUUGAAUCAACAACUACGGGCUGUAAGGUCUAAUGGUGGAACCCAAGCUACCUUUGUCCUAGGGUCAUCCAUCACAGUCCGAGACCUGUACAUAGCCAGCAAGACAGGGAGCCCAGAUCACGCUACAAAUGUAUUAGAUAUUAGAAAUCAGCAUCUAGUACCAGCUCUGCGUGCGUUCUUUGAACGAAAGGCAUCGGGGAGACUGUAUGCCGCACCCAGCGAAAAGGAUAUGUUAAUGAUCGCACAAAGGUUGACCGAUGCAUUCGCCCGCGUAGAAGUAAGGCAACCUGAUAUUGCAAGGCGCUGUGUUGAAUUCUGCGAUCAAGAAGAUGACCAUGUACUCUCGGACGAUACGAACACAAUAGCAUAUGGAGCACCGAACGUUAUCAGGGACUAUUUUGGGAGGAACGUUUGUAACACUAUCAAUCAACGCAAAAUGCUACAACUUAUGGGUUUGACACGGUCACAAUUUAUUGAUUUCUGUAUAUUAUGCGGACUGGAAGGAACACCGCUCAUACCACAUAUCGGUCCUGAACGAGCAUAUCGCAUAAUAUCCAAUUUCAAGACACUAGAGGCUUUCCUCGAAUCCACGGUACUAGAGAGUGUACUCAGGGCACCAAAUGUCGCCAAGAGUUUAGAAAAGGUAUUGUAA